AUGGCUCCAACCGAAGCUUCUAUUCUAAGCAAAUUUCUGCUUUCCCCGGCUCCACUGCCGACAGCGAUCUCGCUGCAGCAGUUCACAGAGCUCUUUCCAAAGCGACUACGAGCUCAUCCGCACAUCCGAGUUCUCUAUCGCGAACUGCAACAAGUUCGAGAACAAGACAUGGAUCUAGUCAAUGAAAAUAUUGACAAGGAACUGCGACAAAGUGAACUUCAAAAAGCAGAACUUCGCAAGUCCCUCAUGCGCACCGGUGUCGACGGAAUGAGCAUGGAUGACCAGCGCGAGAUGGACAUGGACGUCCAAUUGUUUGGUCAGGCGUCUUCGGCCGGCCCUGGCGACUACCAUUCAGCCUCUAGCUUACUCUCCUCCAUGGAGGCAGCAUGCUCCAGUAUCGAGCAGGAGAUGGACGAGGUAGAAAAAGGCGCAACUGCUAUUGUUUCGCAGCUUAACACCACUGUUGGGGAGCUGAGCGACCUGCGGUACGGGAAAAUGCGCGCCUCUGUAGGGGCUACGGAUGAAGAGGUGGUGCAAGAGGCUAUCAGUGACCAAAUGCCGUCAAUUCCUCUUCACCCCCGCGCGUCUGUGACGCGUUCCGCCGCGGACAAUCCCCUCCCUCAACUCCUCCAGACACCUUCCGGACUCGCACUGCUAGAGCUCCAGGGCACAAUAAACCUACCAGAAAAUGAAAUCGAUUUUGAAGAACCGAACAGCGGAUCCGGAACUAGCACCACCUUUGAGACCCCGGUUGGAAAACUCAUGUUUCCAGACUACUCGCCGCAAACCACCGCGCCCGACGACACGGAAUGGAUGAAAAGGGUUUACCUGUACGUCGGAAGAUACCAGAGGAUGACGGGGGAGGUGAAGAAGCUGCCGAACCCGUUUGCAGUGGUACAGCGACGUCAGCCGCAGGCCGAAUCUCAUAAUGCUCGAAACGCCGCUGACGGCAUCUCCGAGGAGCUGGAGAUCGUCGAGAUCGUGAAGUUUAAAAUAAUCUUCAAGAAUCGACCGGAGCCUGUCAAUGAUAAUUGA
Messenger RNA from Aspergillus campestris IBT 28561, 1035 nucleotides. RefSeq lists its product as uncharacterized. Gene Ontology annotation, biological process: mitotic sister chromatid cohesion; chromosome segregation. The coding region runs from base 1 to 1035 and encodes 344 amino acids. Lineage: Eukaryota; Fungi; Ascomycota; Eurotiomycetes; Eurotiales; Aspergillaceae. Gene Ontology annotation, cellular component: Ctf18 RFC-like complex; kinetochore; Mis6-Sim4 complex. The transcript is spliced from 3 exons. The record is from RefSeq and is a predicted model, not a curated record.